Molecule: messenger RNA, 888 nt
Organism: Oppiella nova
Lineage: Eukaryota; Metazoa; Arthropoda; Arachnida; Sarcoptiformes; Oppiidae
Source: the annotation of a GenBank genome assembly
ACCGGCCUAUCGGCUCAGACACAACUGGACAGCACCUCAAUAUCCAUAUCGGAAAUCGGUGUCAGAAUACGAGAGCUCAUCAAAAGCGAUGCCCUGAAACACCAGUUUCGGAGGGCCAACAGCGCACUGGAGGGGUCGUGCGAUUACGCCCUGAGCCCCGAGAACCUCGAUAAGAACCGGUACGGCAGGUGGGGGUACGGCGUCCCAUACGAUGCCACUCGAGUCGAGCUCCACAUUGUGGACAAGGAGGCCAACAGCGACUACAUAAAUGCGAGUCACGUGGACGGGUACCGGAGCGCCGGCAGGUAUAUCGCAUGUCAGGGCCCACUCGAGCACACAGUGGGCGACAUGUGGCGAAUGGUGUGGCAGUACGGCUGCGCACAAGUGGUUAUGUUGACCAACAGUCGCGGUCCACACGACUGGCACUGCGCUAAGUAUUGGCCCGAAUGGGGACCGGUGUGUGAGCCUACAGUUUAUGGGAACGGUAUUAAAGUUAGGCCAACGGGCAGGCAAGUGGCCGAUGGCUACACUGUUCGCACAUUUCAAGUGGAAAGGGAUGGAGAAGAUGCCCGAGAAGUGGUUCACUAUAACUACACGGGUUGGCCCGAUUGGGGCGUUCCUGACUGUAGCCACUCGUUCCUACCGUUCCUCAAACGGGUCAGAGCUGACAAACAGUACACGUCGAGAAAGCCUAUUGUAGUGCAUUGCUCGGCCGGCAUUGGGCGCACCGGUAGUUUCAUUCUCAUUGAUACUAUGCUAGAGAUGGCUAAUGAGGAGAAGAGGAUCGACCCGUUGAAGCAAUUGUUGCACAUAAGGGAACAGCGGAUGAAUUUGGUUGAGGCCAUAGAACAGUAUGUGUUCGUACAUCAAGUCCUUAUGGAAGCCCUG